Messenger RNA from Malaya genurostris, 1378 nucleotides. Its product is annotated as arrestin domain-containing protein 3-like. The record is from RefSeq and is a predicted model, not a curated record. Gene Ontology annotation, biological process: protein transport. Gene Ontology annotation, cellular component: cytoplasm. Lineage: Eukaryota; Metazoa; Arthropoda; Insecta; Diptera; Culicidae. Bases 27 to 1181 code for a protein of 384 amino acids. The transcript has 2 exons.
UCAUUCAACAUGGUUUGAGAUCAGCCAUGCCGAAAGAGAAGACUUCCAAGAAUGUCCAUUGCGAUAUACGUUUCGACAACAAUCCAAAUGGAAUCUUUAAAGCUGGAGACCGAGUAUCUGGAUCAGUGACACUAACAUUAACUCAGCUGAAAAAAGUUAGAGGCGUACGCUUUCUGGUCACCGGCUUUGCUGAUACGUUUUGGAUAGAUAAAGUACCGCAUGGCCCAAAGAAUAAAAAGACGAAAGCUCACUUCAAAGGACAUGAAGAUUUUAUACUACAGAAAUCUUACUUCGUGGGAUCGGAUACGGGAAAUUCGAUAGAUUUACCGACUGGAGCACAGUAUCACUAUUUCCAGUUCGACAUACCAGCUACGGCACCAACUUCAAUGGAAGGAAAGCACGGUCAUGUGAGAUAUUCUGUCAAAGUUUCCUUGGAACGCCCGUGGAAGUACGAUCAUAAUUUCCAGUUGCCAUUCACUGUUCUGGCCAAGGCUGAGCUGGACAACACUAAUUUGGCAUUAAAGAAUCCUUUCAAAGCUCAAGAUCAACUACGGUUCUACUGUUGGAUUUGCCGUUCGAAUCCGUUGAUGGUAACAGCGACAGUAGCUAGAACCGGUUUCAUCCCGGGAGACACUAUUCCGUUGGUUAUUGAAGUAAAUAACCUUAGUAAAGAGGAGGUUUCUGAAAUUGUUAUAAAGUUUCAAAAAGUCGUGAAAUUUAUAAGUCAGGUUCAGCUUAUAGAACAAACCCAAGUUAUCGCUGAAAAUCAGUUAGUGAAAUAUGAAAUGUUGGAGAUACAAAAGACGCCUAGACCAGUUGCUAAACUGUCCAAUGACACUUUCGAGCAGAAAUUCCUAGUGGGACCAGUUACGCCAACAGAAGAUCGAAUUUGUAAAAUUAUCAAAAUUGGUUACGAACUUAAUAUUUUAGUGAAACCAAAACUCUCGACACAGAAAAUGGAGAUGGUUAUUCCGAUUGUCAUAGGAUCUGCAGGCAUGAAAACAGAAGAAGCGAUAUCGUUUGUUAGGUCUACUGGUAUUGACAAACUUACUGCUGGAUUGGAUAGAGGUCCUCCGACAGCUCCACCACCUCCCUAUCACGAGGAUCAGAGUAAUUUGUAUCCAAUCAGUUCAUUGCAGCAAGCCUACGAGUUAGAUGGCGAUGAAAACGAUGGUAGAUAAAGAUCGAGCUAAAAUUGGUGAUUUUGAACAGUUUUUGACUAUUUUGAACAUGUGUUACUUUCUACAGCAUUGUCUGAAAACAUUGUACCUUCAAACUAAAAUUGAAAAAAAAUAUUUGAAUUAGAAUUAAAACGUACGUUGACCUGUAUGAACUAUAUUUAUGAGUUGGUAAAAUUUGAUUCUCCGUUUAUCAUAAC